GCUGAGGAGGCACACUGCAGGGCCACUGGCCAGGGAGGGGCCGGCACGGGGCCGGGGAGGGGGCGUCCAGGCCCCUGACCGUUUGCUGGAGGACUCCAGGUUUCCUGAGGACGGAGAGCAGAGCUGUCCCACCCGGCAGGAGGCGAGGAAGUUAAAAAUUAUUCAACGCGGAAUUCCUGGGCCGUGCUGCGGAGGCCGUUGUACCAGGCGAAGGGUUCCACCGCCUUCCGAGGCCAGUGGGGCCGAUAACGCGGCCCGGGGCCGCGGCCGCAGCCGGCGCCGUCUCCCCGGGAGCAGGGCCGGUACCUUCUUGCCCUUGGACUUCACAGCCAACAGCAGCCAGGGCCGGCAGACAGCCCCACCUGUGGCCUCGCUGGUUCGCGAGGGCCUUCCGUCCAUCACGCCGCAGCGCCGCUUCCUGCCGGCCCCUCCGCCUGGCCAGGCAGCGCCGCAGCCAGAGGGUCCGCUCCUGCAAGGGAAGACUCGCCUGGGACAGACAGAAUGCACAGCACUCCUUGCCCCUGAGGGGCGCCGGGCCCCACGGUCACCAUGGAGACAGGAGCCGGCUACCCCUGAAAACCCGAGCCCGAGACCCCAGGAGGCGCCCCUGCCCCGGCAGGAGGGGCCUGACCGCGUACCAGAUCCGGGGGCUGGGACCACAGGCUGCAAGAAGGUCCCACCGACGGGCGGGGGCAGCGUCUUCCCAGAGGUGCCCCCGCCUCGGUGCCCCCGCCCCUGCGGCCCACAGCCACGCCCGCUCCGUCCAGCGCCGGGGGCGGCACCCUCGGGCCCAGGCUGGGCCCAUGAGAGACCAAUGGAGAGCAGCCACGGGGACAGGCUCCUGUGUCAGCUGAGCCAGCUGGACCGCGAUGCAGACCCCCUGGAGGACACUGUCGCUGGCAAGCCCCGGGCCGCCCUCCUGGAGAGGCACCUGCUGGGGGGGGAGCAGCCACCCCCCAGCACGGGCUGCGGCCCUUUCUUCUACAUCGGGGGCACCAACGGGGCCUCAAUAAUCAGCUCCUACUGCAAGGGCAAGGGCUGGCAGCGCAUCCAGGACAGCCGGCGGGGCGACUACAGGCUCAAGUGGUGUGAGGUCAAGUGUCGGGACAGCUACGGCAGCUUCCGGGAAGGCGAGCAGCUGCUGUACCAGAUCCCCAACAACAGACUGCUCACCACCAAGAUCGGGCUCCUGAGCACCCUCAGGGAGCACUCGAGGGUCGUCAGCAGGACGUCGCCGAGCGCACAGGCCAAGUUCCUGAAAAUGGAAGAAUUUUUCCCAGAGACCUACCGUCUGGACAUCAAGGAGGAGAGAGAGGCAUUCUUCGCGCUCUUUGACGAGACCCAGACGUGGAUCUGCAAGCCCACUGCCUCCAACCAGGGCAAAGGCAUCUUUCUGCUCAGGAACCAGGAGGAAGUCGCCGCCCUCCAGGCCAAGAUCCAGAGCAUCGAGGAAGACCCCAGCCACCGCAAGAUGCCAUUCCGGGCGCCUCAGGCGCGCAUCGUGCAGAGGUACAUCCAGAACCCCCUGCUGCUGGACGGGAGGAAGUUUGACGUGCGCGCCUACCUGCUUGUCGCCUGCGCCGUGCCGUACAUGGUCUUCUUCGGCCACGGCUACGCACGCCUCACCCUCAACCCUUACGACCCCGGGUCCCAAGACCUGAGCAGCCACCUGACCAACCAGUUCAUGCAGAAGAAGAGCCCGCUGUACGUGCUGCUGAAGGAGGACACGGUGUGGAGCAUGGAGCAGCUCAAUCGCUACAUCAACAGCAAGUUCAGGGAGCCCAGGGGCCUGCCCAGCGACUGGGUCUUCACCACCUUCACGAAGCGGAUGCAGCAGGUCAUGGCCCACUGCUUCCUGGCCGCCAAGUCCAAGCUCGAGUGCAAGCUGGGCUACUUUGACCUCAUCGGCUGUGACUUUUUGAUUGAUGACAACUUCAAGGUGUGGCUGCUGGAGAUGAACUCCAACCCCGCCCUGCACACCAACUGCGAAGUCCUGAAGGAGGUGGUGCCCCGCGUGGUCGUGGAGACCCUGGACCUGGCGCUGGAGACCUUCCAGAAGAGCCUGCGCGGCCAGAAGAUGUUGCCGCUGCUGUCGCAGCGCCGCUUCGUGCUCUUGCUCAACGGCGAGACCGACGUGUGGCCGCGCCCGGGGAGCUCCCGCUACGUCCCCCGACCGCCGCCCCGGAUGGCCUGUGAGGCCGCGUCCGCCGCGCCCCAGACCCGCGCGGCAGACCAGCCGGGCGCGCGCAGGCCCAGGCCACCCCGCUCCGCGCAGGGGCACCCGCGGCCUCACUCCCCCGGCCCCGACGGCGCCCCGGCCAGCGAACGGCAGAGAGCAGAUAGCAGGGAGGCGGUGCGGGAGCCCUCCCCGGGAUCGGCCGGGGAGGACCGCGAGGGGCGCAGGAGCGAGGACCACCGCGGCUCCUAGCGGCCCUCCCCUGCGCCUUCCCAGGACCUAUAAAGGCUACUU
Phyllostomus hastatus (greater spear-nosed bat) is the source of this 2470-nucleotide messenger RNA. RefSeq names its product tubulin tyrosine ligase like 10 (gene TTLL10). The transcript is spliced from 16 exons. NCBI's taxonomy places the organism in Eukaryota, Metazoa, Chordata, Mammalia, Chiroptera, Phyllostomidae. The record is from RefSeq and is a predicted model, not a curated record. The coding region runs from base 815 to 2428 and encodes 537 amino acids. Gene Ontology annotation, biological process: protein modification process.